Anoplopoma fimbria (sablefish) is the source of this 2599-nucleotide messenger RNA. Its product is annotated as nuclear factor 7, ovary-like. Bases 172 to 1962 code for a protein of 596 amino acids. Gene Ontology annotation, molecular function: zinc ion binding; protein binding. NCBI's taxonomy places the organism in Eukaryota, Metazoa, Chordata, Actinopteri, Perciformes, Anoplopomatidae. The record is from RefSeq and is a predicted model, not a curated record. The transcript has 11 exons.
CUUGGGGGGAGGGGUCAUCAGCAAAGUGUGACAACUGGUGAGCAGACACUGGAUUAAGAUGAGGAGAAAGGACUGUAGAGAGGGAGAGAGCCAGUCGGCACAGAGAAAUACGCUGCAUCUGUUUAACACUGACAUCUCCUCCUGGAUCCACUCACAGCAGCUUCACAUUGGAUGACUAUGGCGCUGCCUGCAGCUUUUCUCUCUGAAGACCAGUUCACCUGCUCCAUCUGUCUUGAGGUGUUUAACAACCCAGUCUCAACACCAUGCGGCCACAGCUUCUGCCAGGCCUGCAUCUCCUCCUACUGGGACGGAGGAGGGGGAGGAAAAGGGGGCGCCAAGUUCUACCUGUGUCCCCUCUGCAAGGAGUCCUUCCGUAAGCGACCAGAGCUCCAUAUCAACCGAACCCUGAAGGAAAUCACUGAACAGUUCAAGCAGAUGGCCGAUGCUGGAGUGCCAAUGGAUAGAAGAGAUGGAGGAGGAGUGGAGGAUCCAAACUCGGCCCUGUCUCCAACCCAGAGGCCAAGGGAAAUGCCGGAGACCAUCUUUGCUGAAAUGAUGUCUCGUUUUCAGAGGCUGCCGACUCCCGGGUAUCCUAACACCAUCCCCUCCUCCCCCAAUGACCCUCACCCCCAAAGCCCGAACAGUGAGCACCUCCACCCACCUCCACCCCACUCAUCCCUCUGCAGGUACACUCUUAGCGGCCCUAGUGACUCUUCCCCCACUCUGCCUCUGUGUCCCAUCCACCUGAGAGCUCUGGAGUUCUUCUGUCGGACUGAUAACACCUGUGUCUGCUGCGUCUGUGUGGAGACAGGAGAGCACCAAGGACACAACGUCAUCCCUGCCAAGAGAGAGUGGCAAAUCAAGAAGUCCCAGUUAGGUAUCGCAGAGCUGGAGCUGAAGGAGCUCAUCUGUGUGAGAGAGAGGAAAGUGGUGGAAAUACACAACUCCUUACGAGAGAUACAGGCUGCUGCUGAGAGCGAUACAGAUGGAACUGUUGCUGUGUUUGCAAAGCUGAUCUCCAGUUUGGAGCGCUGCCAAGCUGAAGUCUUGGAGGUGGUAGAGAUGACUCGUCGAGCGGCUGAGCACAGAGCUCAGGGCCUGCUGAGGGAGCUGGAGGAUGAGAUCGCUGAGCUAAAGAAGAAGCGUUCAUCACUGAGCCAGCUGGCUCUGUCUGAAGACUGCAUACUGUUUCUCAGGAGGUUCCCUACCCUGUCCACCCCCCAACAAGCUAAGGAUUGGUCCAGUGUCUCUGUAGAGUCUGAGUUGACCUCAGGGGUGAUUCUCAGGACUGUCAGUCAAAUGAUGGAGCGCUUUGGAGAAGAGAUGCAGAAACUGCCCAAAGCCAGCCAGCAAUCCUUGUUGGACCAGUCCGUACCCAGGCCCCACCGAAAGACAAGGAGGGUACAGGAAUAUGCAGCCGACAUCACCUUAGACGCCAACACAGCCCACCCACGUCUCAUCAUCUCAGCAGAUGGGAAGCGGGUGCACUGUGGCGAUCGCAAUCAGUCGGUACCUGACAACCCUGAGCGCUUUGACCGGGUAGUGUGUUUGCUUGCUCGCCAGGGCUUCAACUCAGGACGGCAUUACUGGGAGGUGGAGGUGGGAGGAAAGACUGACUGGGACUUGGGAGUGGCAAGUCGGUCCGUCAAUCGGAAGGGCAAAAUCACCGUAAGCCCCGCCAAUGGCUACUGGUUCCUCAGCCUGCGGGAUCGGACCGAGUACGCCUUCCGAACAGAACCCUCAACCAGCCUGACAGUUAGCCUCAGACCCUCCCGGAUUGGAAUCUAUGUGGACUAUGAUAAGGGACUGGUGUCGUUCUACAAUGUGGAGGCCAGAUUGCUCAUCUAUACAUUCACAGGUCAUUUUUCUGACAUCAUCCAUGCGUUCUUCAGCCCCUGUACCAAUAAAUCAGGACGGAAUGAGGCUCCACUGCUCAUUUGUCCUGUUGCAAUGACAGAUUGAAACGAGCCAACACGUUUAGAACAUCUGAGAUGGAAGAAGACUGACAUGCACAAACAUACCUCUGGAACAGAUGUGGUCACAUCUGCAUUAAUUCCUUCAUUGCAAUAGAGCAGUCGUUCCCAACCUUUUUUCCAUAAAGUCCCAGUGACAUUUGAGCUGUGUACAGUUACAAGAGGCAUUGAAAUCAAUAUAUUUCACAUUUGAUUGGACUGCUAAAACGUGGGCAGGCUCAGAAUACGGAGCUACAGAGGACUGUGGCUCCACACACAGCUCCUUUGUCACUGAAAGUUGUAGAUUGACUGAUAGAUGGAUGUCAUGAUGUUAUUGGUUGAAAUGGUUGGUACUAGCUUACAUAAGCAUUAUUUGGACAUUUUUUUGCAUAUAUUGUUAAAUAGGUGCACAAUAUGAUGGGGAACAUGAUCUUAAAGUGUGAAGAUUUCAGCUCAAACUUUAAGGAACCCCUUUUUCCAUCAUUGAGUGAACUGACGACCCCUGACUAAGUGACCUGUUUUAUGGAUAUUUAAUAUUAUAUGUAAUAUAAUAAGAGUAUAGAACAACUGAUAAACUUAACAAUUAUGGACAAAUUUGAGUAGAUUAUUUCCUGUGAAUGUUGCAACAAAGAUGUGUUUUCCUGUCA